AUGAUCGAUGACCGAUGUUACAACCGCUUCUUGGAAUUGUCUCAGAACGUUGAUCGCGACGAGGACAAUAACCGCACCGGAAUCGUUGGUUGUGUCACCCCAUGCAACUUCUUGUUCCUUACUCAACGUGCCGGUCGUGUCGCAGGAAUCGAAGCUUUGAUUUCACAAGGAUACAAUCCGAAUGCCGUCAACAUUUCGAACAUGUCGGAGAACCUAUUACUUGACAUGAGUGGCAAUGCUAUGACCUCAACUGUUGUGGGUACAUUCAUGUUUGCAGCACUGAUUCAUUUCAGAGACGUCUUCGACUUCGAGGGUCGACCCGAAGUUAUGGAAGAAUCUGAGCCGGGAUCCGAUUAUUUCGACAACUUGGAAUCUCAUCAGUCUCAUCCAGCUUCAUCACAGCUUUCGCAAAGAGAACUGUACGCACGUGUGUAUGCGAGGGUCAAAGCCUUGUCGUCUCACGAUAACUUCAACGGUGCAAGGUGUGCCAACGUCGUGUUGAAAUGCGGUAAGAACCCUGAACACAACUACGAGCCAAUUCUCCUGGAGCGAAACGAGCCUGUUGACUUCGCAAAUAUCAUCAAGAAGGUUUUACCCUUUUCGAUCAACCUCUCAGGCCUCUUUUCCAGCACUGUCAAAGGACUUCUUGACCAAACCUGCAAGCAAUUACCCCCUGGUUUCACCCUGGACUCCUGGACCCAUGUAAUUGAAAGAUUUCACCUAGCUUUGUCGUCCACGGUUUAG
This is a messenger RNA of Cadophora gregata, 744 nucleotides long. RefSeq lists its product as uncharacterized. NCBI's taxonomy places the organism in Eukaryota, Fungi, Ascomycota, Leotiomycetes, Helotiales, Ploettnerulaceae. The record is from RefSeq and is a predicted model, not a curated record. The coding region runs from base 1 to 744 and encodes 247 amino acids. The transcript has 3 exons.